AUGAGCCCUCUCCCCGAGACUCACCAUGUUCUGCACACCUUGCUGCGACGGGAAGAGCUCGAUAAUCCCAACGACCGGCCCUCGGACCCCAAUGGCCUUGUGCUCGAGGCCUGGGCCCAAGGAUACAUGGUGGGCUCGCUCAUCAUCAUGUCGUGUAUAACCCUGGCCAACAUGCGACGGGGCGUCCUGCUUCAUAAGUUGAUUUUGCUCGAGCUCGUCCUGGGUUACUGGCAAGGGUUCUUUAUACUUUUCACCCCACCGGUCUAUGCCUGGUGGCUUUCCGUCGCGGCAGUGCCCCUCAAUAUAUCCUGGUCUCUCCAUAACGUGAUCGCAUGGAUGAAGUUGCGGCCAUUUCUCAGCAAGACAGGCAGCCGUCUCUUCAUUGGCUCGGUCAUUUUGGUGCAGCCAUAUUGGGUGGUGGAAAUAUAUGCCAACUUCGCCUACUUCCACAACAUAAAUAAUAUCUUCCUGAAGACGAGACCAUGGGAGGCGCUGUGUCGUGAUCCUUGGUGGAUCCUGGCCGCUUGUCUUCUUAUAUACAACAUCAAAACCAAAUACGACCUCACCAUCACCCAAAUUGUGCGCAUCUCCCCACGGUUCGCCGUCAUGCUUGGAGCCAUGGUUCUGAGUAUCUGUUUCAUCGUUCUCGAUGUGCUCUCGGUGACCGCCGCCCUCAAAUCCGUCCUCCCUGUGGGCAUCAAUCCUUUCUGGAAGUUAAGUUUUGUCUUCAAAUGCUUGACGGAUUCAGUUGUGUUGGACGACUUCAAGACCGCCCUGGACCGUCUACGAGCGUUCAAAAUAAGCCGCUUGGGCAGUUUCGCCAUGGAUGGCGCUGAUGUUCGGAAUAAGAAGCAUGAAGAGGAAGUAAGGAAAGCCAACGGAUGGGGAAGUCCGCCAUCAACCGGGGACAGGCCGCAGCCAGUCGGUACUCUGCCGUCCAUGCCCAGUCCUGACGAUGAUUAUGUUCAACCCCAUUGGGAGGAGCUCAAACAGGGCCAUUCCCACCAUGUGGAGGACGAGCAGUUUGCCCAUAUUGCUAGAAACGCGUCUCGGGACCGUGACGUCGAAGAAAAUGGCUUUGAUGCCAUCGAUUAUGCCGAUCCACGACGAGAGGCCAGCGAUACGUACAUGCUGCGCCCGCAAUCCGGCUGGCAAGACCGACGGUUGUCAGAUGACACAACGGACGCCGACCUGGAUUAUGCCAUGGCUGUUCGACAGGUGACCAACGAGUCCAUGCAACAACAACGCAUGCGAGACGCAACCACACGGCCGGCCAAGUGA
This is a messenger RNA of Exophiala dermatitidis NIH/UT8656, 1281 nucleotides long. RefSeq lists its product as uncharacterized. The transcript has 2 exons. Bases 1 to 1281 code for a protein of 426 amino acids. NCBI's taxonomy places the organism in Eukaryota, Fungi, Ascomycota, Eurotiomycetes, Chaetothyriales, Herpotrichiellaceae. The record is from RefSeq and is a predicted model, not a curated record.